Molecule: messenger RNA, 1738 nt
Organism: Medicago truncatula (barrel medic)
Lineage: Eukaryota; Viridiplantae; Streptophyta; Magnoliopsida; Fabales; Fabaceae
Product: F-box/kelch-repeat protein At5g60570
Exons: 3
Coding region: 298-1392 (364 amino acids)
Cellular component (GO): nucleus
Molecular function (GO): protein binding
Source: RefSeq, a predicted model, not a curated record
UCUCUCUCUCUCUCUCUCUCUCUGUUUCUGUUCUGUUAUCACAAUCACAAAUAAUAAAAGUACCACAGUUUCAUUUUCUGUCCAAACUUGCAAGCUAUCUACUUUCUCUGUUCUUCUUCUUCUUCUUCUUCCUCAACAUGCUUUGACCCAAUUCCUUCAAUUUCUCAGAUCUCCUCACUUCCAGAUGGUUUGUCUCCUUGGAGCUGUAAAUCAUACAUGCAACUUUGCUGGAUGAGUUUUGAUUCUUGCUUGUGAUUCAAUUUGGAUGAUGAGUAGAAAGUGAAUAGUUUUCUUAAAAUGGAUCAGAGGGAAGGAGUGAAUGAUGGUUUUCCUAGACAUAGACCAAAUGAUUCGCUUCUCCCUGGUCUGAUCGAUGAUGUUGCGCUCAAUUGUCUCGCUUGGGUUGGAAGAUCCAAUCACGCGUCGCUGUCUUGUAUUAAUAAAAGGUAUAGUAGGUUGAUCAGUAGUGGUUAUUUAUAUGGAUUGCGGAAAGAAUUGGGAGUUGUGGAACAUUUGGUUUAUUUGGUUUGUGAUCCAAGAGGAUGGGUGGCGUUUGACCCUACCAUAGGUAGAUGGAUGGCGUUGCCUAAGAUACCAUGUGAUGAGUGUUUUAACCACGCGGACAAAGAGUCCUUGGCUGUGGGUUGUGAACUCUUGGUUUUUGGUAGGGAAUUGAUGGAGUUCGCCAUUUGGAAGUAUAGCUUGAUUUGCCGUCGUUGGUUGAAGUGUCCAGAGAUGAACCAACCUCGCUGUUUGUUUGGAUCUAGUAGUCUUGGUUCAAUUGCUAUUGUAGCCGGUGGAAGUGAUAAAUAUGGAAAUGUUCUGAAGUCUGCUGAGUUGUAUGACUCUGCAUCAUGUACAUGGGAACUUUUACCAAACAUGCACACACCGCGUAGAUUGUGCUCUAGUUUUUUUAUGGAUGGCAAAUUCUAUGUUAUCGGUGGAAUGUCAAGCACAACUGUUUCAUUAACUUGUGGAGAGGAAUAUGAUCUUUCAACAAGAAGUUGGAGGAAAAUAGAGGGUAUGUAUCCAUAUGUUAAUGUGGGUGCUCAAGCACCUCCACUUGUGGCAGUUGUGGAUAAUCAGUUGUAUGCAGUUGAGCACUUAACUAACAUGGUGAAGAUGUAUGACAAGCAAAAGAACACUUGGAAUGAAUUGGGGAGGCUCCCAGUUCGGGCUGAUUCUUCAAAUGGCUGGGGCCUUGCUUUCAAGGCUUGUGGAGAUAAACUUUUGGUCGUAGGUGGACAAAGGGGUCCAGAAGGUGAAGCUAUCGUGCUGAAUUCAUGGUGUCCUAAAUCCGGUGUCAGGGAUGGCACCAUCGAUUGGCAGGUACUCGGUUUGAAGGAGCAUGUCGGGGUGUUUGUGUAUAAUUGUGCUGUUAUGGGCUGUUGAGGGAAUUUGAGAUAAUUUUCAAUUAACUCAACAGAAGAUGCUAAUAUGCACAAUCUGACUUUGCCUUGAAGGGUGCUUCCAUGUUCCGCCGUCGCGCUUCAUUUACCGCGUUAAUUGUUAUUUGGCAUGGCUUUCCCCAGCUGAGAAUUUAGUGUCAUCUUUUUAACAUGGUUUAUUUGAAUGUAUUUCUCACUUUCAUGGUCCAUAAUUUUAAAUUUCUUUUGAGAUUACUGAGUAGUCUUACACAGAAAUGUUGUGUUUUAUUUUUCUUAGCCAACUAUGUAAACCAAUAAAUCAAGGAAUUUUCAUUGUUUAAUGCUUGCUGUUGUCCGCUUUCUCCCUGUAA